This is a messenger RNA of Trichomycterus rosablanca, 1891 nucleotides long. RefSeq names its product docking protein 2 (gene dok2). Gene Ontology annotation, biological process: Ras protein signal transduction; cell surface receptor protein tyrosine kinase signaling pathway; positive regulation of MAPK cascade. The record is from RefSeq and is a predicted model, not a curated record. Lineage: Eukaryota; Metazoa; Chordata; Actinopteri; Siluriformes; Trichomycteridae. Gene Ontology annotation, cellular component: cytoplasm. The transcript is spliced from 6 exons. Bases 31 to 1659 code for a protein of 542 amino acids.
GGCUCGUGCAGAGAGAAGAGGACGCCAGCCAUGGAGGAGGGGAUCCGAAAGAGGGGUCUGCUCUACCUGCAGCAGCAGCGAUUCGGGAAGAAGUGGAAAAAGGUUUGGUCGGUCCUGCACCGUGAGAGCACCUGCUCCAUCUCACGCCUGGAGUUCUUCGAGAGUAAAGACGGAGGAACUGGAACGCUGGAGAAACCCAAAGCCAAGCAGGAGAACAAAAAGGUGAUAAGGAUGAGCGACUGUAUUCGCGUCUCGGAUGCCGAUGUCGACGGCUGUCCGAAAGACUGCAGGGCCUUCCUGGUGGAAACCACAGAGAAGAUCUUCGUGUUUGCAGUGGAGACAGCAGAACAUGAGGACUGGAUACAGAAGCUGUGUGAAAUCGCAUUUCCUAUGAACUGGGGUGAAAGAGCGGCGGCGCGGCGGAACAGUCUACCCACCGAAUUCAGCGAUGUUUCGAUGACCCAGAACUCGCUCUACGGCGGUAAAGAGGCCGUGAUGAAGGACUUUAAGGUGACCAUGAGACGCACCGACGCGGCGGACAGGUGCUGCCUCCAAGGACAUUACCUGCUCCGGACAGACUUUGACAGCCUCCUUCUGAAAGACCCGAAGACGGGCGAGGUUCUCUUCACCUGGCCGUACUGCUACCUGCGCAGAUUCGGGAAAGACAAGACCACGUUCUCCUUCGAGGCGGGCAGACGGUGCCAGUCCGGCGAGGGCAACUUCGAGUUUGAAACCAAGCUGGGCAACAACAUUUUCCAGUACAUCGAGGAGGCCAUCAACAUCCAGAAGGCGGGUUUGUCUCAUCAACAGGCCGAUCAGGACGGCGUUCCACAGCCACCCAAACUCACGCCCCCUCCAGAAGACGGUGCCGCCACCGUCUACAGCAUGUUAAACCAGGGUGGCAUAAUCGAGAGACCCAAACACACCUCGCCACACCGAUCGCUGGAAAUGCCGGCGGACAAGCACCUCACCGGGGUCAAGAGUCUCAACCUGGACAUGCGACCUCAACCGAAAAAGAGUCAGGUCAAGAGCUUCCGGAGCUGCCCACUGGUGAGCACUGAGGACGACGACCCGACGUACUCCAGGGUCGCCACGCAGGCCCCUCCAGUCCCACAGGAGAGGAGUCCGAAACGAGUCGAGCAGGACGAACCGAACCGAACCUUCCACCCGGCAUCCAGAUCCGACGACCCGGAGUACUCGCUUCCCUUCGACAACAUCGCCAAGAACACCAUGACGGACAUCCUCACGUCGUCGCACAUGGCAGUGCCCACCGUACUCGAACCCGGCGUGAGGAGCGCCGAGCCCCUGUACGACAGCAUCGACGAGUCCGCCAUCAGACCUUCCUGCCAACACCGACCGCCGAAACACUCCAAUAAAUACACUCGACCCGAACACAUCUACGACGAGCCCGAGGGUCGCGCGGCCGCACCCGGCGUCCCUACGGCGCUCUACGAUGACCCCGAGGAGGUCAAAGGUCAGGCCUGGAAGGUCCAGGCCGCCGGGGACCCAAGCGGUCACGAGUACCCGUAUAACUCGCAGGUGGACGACUACGCCGUUCCCAAACCUCCCCGAAGGGCAAACGUACCCAAGCAGGAGAAAGAGGAAGCGAGCGAGGACUCGUCACCGUACGAUAACGUCCAGCGGAUGAGAGACGUGUGACUGUGGACCGAUUUUGUCUUUAAUAUACGAAGUUCUUGCUGAACACAAGAAACACUCGCACGAAGACGCCGAUGCUUUUUCAUAAUUCUGAUUGUCGGAUUUUUACCUUCUGAGGUAAACUAAGAAGUUACCUAAGUUCUCGAGGUCCUCAAAAAAGACCAAUUUAAAUAUGAAAUAUAAUCAACUGUGUACAUACGAGCUAACAAAGUAAAUAAAAUGAUAUUUUAACGAU